AUGUCGAAAUCUGCAGAAGCUGCAACUGAAGUUAUUCAAUCCGAAGUUGACCAUCUCGCAGACAAGAAUGUGGACAGUAAAGACACAGAACUGCGUUAUAUGGCUUAUGGUGCCAGAUUAAGAACUGCCCUCCGAGCAUCCACUCGUUACAUUGCCUAUACCAGUGAUAUCGGAGAGGCAUUUCGUCCAGUCGUGCCCCCAUGGAUAGUUACCGCUGCCUAUGGUAUCUCCUGGCUAUAUUUAACCGGCGACGUUGGGUACGAAACGUACAAGGCUCAUCGCCAAGGACCUUCAGCUUUAGAGGCUGCCAAUUUCUCUGAACCCACGAGGUUAGCUUUUACUGCGGUGCAAAGAGCGACCUUCCAAUCAAUAGCAUCCAUGGCUCUACCGGCUCUUACGAUUCACACUGCUGUAAAUCAAGCCAAGAAGGCAUUCGUCAACGUGAAGAACCCCCGCUUAAAAGUGUGGGGGCCUACAGCCACCGGGUUGUCCCUUGUACCUGGUCUCCCUUACAUUUUCGAUCAUCCAGUUGAACAGGUCACCGAAAAAGCCUUUGAAUGGAUAAAGAAGAGGGUGGCCGAUAACUCGAAGAAGGACGAGUUAUAG
Messenger RNA from Lentinula edodes (shiitake mushroom), 606 nucleotides. RefSeq names its product mitochondrial 18 KDa protein-domain-containing protein. The transcript has 3 exons. Lineage: Eukaryota; Fungi; Basidiomycota; Agaricomycetes; Agaricales; Omphalotaceae. Bases 1 to 606 code for a protein of 201 amino acids. Gene Ontology annotation, biological process: mitochondrial fission. Gene Ontology annotation, cellular component: mitochondrion. The record is from RefSeq and is a predicted model, not a curated record.